This is a messenger RNA of Symbiodinium necroappetens, 1212 nucleotides long. NCBI's taxonomy places the organism in Eukaryota, Dinophyceae, Suessiales, Symbiodiniaceae. The record is from the annotation of a GenBank genome assembly.
GUGCGCAGAGCCAAACUACACCUGGUGGAUCUUGCUGGAAGCGAACGUAUCUCCAAGAGUGGUGUUGAGGGCGACUUACAGAAGGAGGCCCGCUACAUCAACCUGUCCUUGCACUACCUGGAGCAAGUCAUCGUGGCCUUGCACGAGCGCUCAUCUGGAGCCCGCCACCAUGUGCCGUACAGGAAUUCCAUGAUGACGUCCGUCCUUCGAGAUUCCCUCGGUGGGAACUGCAAGACCGUCAUGGUCGGCACUGCGGCUAUCGAAGACCGUCACCUGGAGGAGUCAAUCUCCACGUGCCGGUUUGCUCAGCGGGUCGCGGCGAUUAAGAACAAUGCAACCGUCAACGAGGAAUUGGACCCUUCUUUGCUCAUCCGCCGCUUGAAGAAGGAAGUCGCGGAGCUCAAGGAUGAGCUGACGCUCCUCAAUGGGGACGAGAAUGCAGAAACGCUGACGGAUGAAGACAAGAAGGAGCUCCGAAAUCUAGUGCAGGGCUACGUGGUGCAGCAGGAGGGUCCUGGUACCCAGAGGAAGCCAGCAUCUGAACUGGUUCGAGAUUCUAGAGCUCGGUGCGCGAAAGCCACAGAAUUUGAAGACGCUUCGGUGCUCAUGAUGGCGGUUUCGGGCGGAGAUGACCUGAACAAGCCGACGGGCGACCUCAACGAAGCUGAGCGAGGGGAGAUGAGGGUUGCCGAGGGUGUCCCAGUCGUUGGCCCAAGUCCCGGCAUUUUGGGAGCACCUGAGCUCGCAGCCCCAGCUGUCUUCAUACGGCCCCCGGAGUGGCUUGUUGUCUCAAACUACCGAGUGGCUGUCCUGUGCUGUGCCUCCAUCAACCUUCUGACCAUCGUGCUGAAUGUGGUCACUGCAAUAGUGAACAACGCCAAGUUUCCCUGGGAUCCUAGUUGGGGAACUUGGCCGGUGAUCGUCUUGGGCGUGGUUUUCAUGCUUGGCCCCAUCUGCGGCCUCAUCGGUGCCAGUUACCUCAAGCGUGGACUUGUGACUGCUUAUGUCGGCGUCAGCUUUCUGCAUUGUGCAAGCCAGAUAGCUUUUGCAGUUUCGACAUUCUUUAUGUCCGCGAUUUUCUUUACGUUCGUACAGGCCUGGGUGACGAAAAUCGCGGCCACGUUCUGGUACUGUUUGGGCACGGUUCCACGUGAGCAUCGUAGCCAGCUGUUGGAGCUGAAGACCGAAGAGGUGCAAAUGGUGUACUGGUAG